UAUGUUAGAAGGUAAGAACAGUUCCCAAACAGUCACCAUCAAGACUAUGUUAGAAGACCUGGGAAUGGAUGAGGAAGGAGACGAGGAGCCCAUCCCGCUGCCCAACGUCAACGCCGCCAUCCUGAAAAAAGUCAUCCAGUGGUGCACACAUCACAAGGAUGACCCACCCCCACCGGAGGAUGAUGAGAAUAAGGAGAAGCGCACAGACGACAUUCCUGUGUGGGACCAGGAGUUCCUGAAGGUCGACCAGGGGACGCUGUUCGAGCUUAUAUUGGCUGCUAACUACCUAGACAUCAAAGGGUUGCUAGACGUGACGUGCAAGACGGUAGCGAACAUGAUCAAGGGCAAGACGCCGGAGGAGAUCCGCAAAACCUUCAACAUCAAGAACGACUUCACAGAGGAGGAGGAGGCACAGGUGCGACGGGAGAACAUGUGGUGUGAAGAGAAGUAGAGUCGACGCCCUUCCGUCCCCCGUCUGUGUUCUCUCGUUAGCGAUGUAAAUACAAGGUGUUAACCCACAGUAGCCUCCCCCCACACAUGUAUGAACUGUCCCUCCUAUCACCAUCCCCCUAUACAGACAUGAACCCUCCCUGUUGUCAUGUUAUGAGCAUAUAUUCAUUAAAGAUAGUUAAUACCCUCGCCUUAUUGCAACUAGAAGAUAUGGAUCAAAUUUGAAACUGUGACAGCGAACACAGAUAGCUGGGAUUUUGGACUGAACAACUCCAGUCUUUGUGAAGGCAUGAGCCAGUGUUUUGUGUUGGCCGUUACGGUUCAACUCUGAAAGUACCAUAGGGCAUCGGAAGGUGCGACACCUCAUGCCCAUUGGUGCAAACCUACAGAAAGAUAUAGACGUUCUCUGUACAGUUUUCUGACUGUGAGUGCUCUGUAUGUGUGUAUUGGGACUUCCAUGGACAUAUUAAUGUGUCUUAUAACUAUCCACCAGUAAGUUAGAAAGUUAAGUUGUGCAUUUCUUAUAAAGCGCUUACAGGGAUUGAGCUAUACCUGCCUGCAGAUUGUAGCAAGAACAUACAUGAGAAACUGCAGUUGCACCUGCAAAAACAUAUGCCAGCAAUUUGGAGUUGUACAUGCUCAGUACAUACUAAGUACAUACCUGCUCAAUAUUGUGAAGUACAGGUAACGGAGGGGGAAAAGGAGACAGUGGACUUUUAUAGAAUGUCGAUUUGGGUUGUUCCAUUUAAGAAUCCUGAUAGGGGUGGUCAGGACUCCUGCACUUAUUUUAAUGCCCCCCACCUGUGAUAUAGCCCCACCCCCUCUCUUAUGUUGAAAGGGAGAAUUACAGAUGUCAAUAAGUAAAAGCAGCCACCAGAUGUAAGAUAUCACUUUCAUUUGAUAAACGUUCCAGGCUAUGGAGUUGUUUGUUCCCACUAUAAGCUUGUUCAUGGUUUCUAAUGUGCAUGGGCAGCUAGGUGCAUUGUGGGUAAGACAUGUCAAAGGUGACCGACCGCCCCUACCAUAAGUUCCUGUCUGGACCAUGUUGAAUAUGUGACCAGACGUGUUUAGUUUAUGUCCCAGGGGCCUUAACCUUUGACAUAUUUCCCACAAUGCAUCACACUGUGCAUGUGCAGUAUAAACUGUGCACAGGGAUCUGGUCAUCUCCAAGCAGAUGUAUGAUUAUGGCUCACUCUCAGAAAUUAUCGUCGCUUUUUGCAACAUUUCAGUACUCUAAUCUAGUAUUCCUAGGAGGGGAAAACCAUUGAAAAAGUGCAAUACUAGAAAAGAGUAGUAAGUGUCGUGAAAAGGUCUUAGAACACUCCUUACAUCUACUUGAAGAUCUGCUAAUUCUUGAUGAGAUUUCAUGUCAAAUAGAUGUUGUCAGAAAUUUACUAAGAGAUCACAGCAGAAAAGUAUGUCCACAGUGAUGUUUUAUAUAUGUGUGUAUAGAAGCCUGGGUGAUCCUGUUAUAUUAGUGUGAGCACAUCUACGCUUGCUUACGCUGCAGUGUAAAAUCACCCCUGAUUAAGUUUUAGUACGUUCCAAGUUUCUCAGCAUGGUACUAGUAUUGUAAUAAGAUGGCAGGUCAUUCCAUUUUCCAGGUAGGGGGUGCUUGAUUUUGUUGUAACACUGUUGUGAGAAGAAUUUUCAUUAAAUGGUAUUACUGUGUUGAAAA
Molecule: messenger RNA, 2128 nt
Organism: Branchiostoma floridae (Florida lancelet)
Lineage: Eukaryota; Metazoa; Chordata; Leptocardii; Amphioxiformes; Branchiostomatidae
Product: S-phase kinase-associated protein 1
Exons: 5
Coding region: 2-451 (149 amino acids)
Biological process (GO): SCF-dependent proteasomal ubiquitin-dependent protein catabolic process
Cellular component (GO): nucleus; cytoplasm
Molecular function (GO): cullin family protein binding
Source: RefSeq, a predicted model, not a curated record